AUGUCACGGACACUUUCGGCCCAGCUCGCUACAAGAAACGAGGCCUUAAUUUGGUUUGAGACUAUUUUGUUCACUUUUAUCAACAUUGUGGCCUUUUUGGGAAAUUUGCUUACUUUUUACGCCGUGUACAGAAACCACAGGCUCCGCACGCUUCCCAACAUGUUCAUAACAGCUCUGACUGUUAGCGAUAUCCUGAUGGCAACUUGCUGUAUGCCUUUCACAGUUGCAACUCUGUUCCACGGCCGGUGGAUGUUUGGUGAAACGUUUUGUAGAGUUCACGGUUUUGAAGUUUUCACAUUCGGAACAGCCUCUUUGGUUACAAUGGGAGUUAUUGCAGUCAGUCGAUAUUUCUGCGUUGUGAAAUUUGAGCGUUAUGCAGUAUUAUUCACGAAGAAAAGAGCUUUGAUAUACAUAACUGCGGCAUGGUGCGUCUCUCUCAUUCCAUCUCUGCCUCCGUUAUUUUUUAAGAGAGACGGCUUUGAAUUUCAGCCAGGGAAAGCCAUGUGUUUGUACACAUUUAAAAAUAUCGCUUAUGUAUCUGUCAACGAGUUUUUUUACAUUGCAACGACCAUGACAGUCAUAACCAUCUGCUAUGUCAAAGUGUUUCGAGAGGUUUCAAGAUUAAAUCGUGUUUUUUCGCACCGAAAUGACCUGCAUCAGCUCAGAGUUAACGUGGAAGAGGCAAAAGUAACGAAAACUUUGUUAGCAGUUCUCGUUGGCUUUGCAUGUUGUUGGCUUCCGAUUGGUGUUAUGGAUAACAUCGAUGCUGUGCGCGGCGAGCAUACUUUGCCACGAAGAGCUUACAUAACUUACGCCUUCUUGUUAUAUUUAAGUAGCGCCAUAAACCCUUUCAUUUAUGCAGCCAUGAGUAAGCAGUUUAGACGAGAGUACAAGGAUAUUUUGAUAAUGGCUCCGACGGAAUCACUUUCUUUUGCUCUUGCUACGAGGACCGAAGCUACAGUUUGGGCUGAAACAACUGUGUUUGCUUUUAUGAACGUUUUGGCUUUCUUUGGCAAUCUUCUCACAUGUUACGCCGUGUACAGAAACCACAGACUCCGUACGCUUCCCAACAUGUUCGUAAUUGCAUUGGCUGUCAGCGACAUUCUAUUGUCUACCUGUUGUUCGCCUUUCACAGUUGUAACUCUAUUUCGUGGCCAGUGGGUGCUUGGCGAAACUUUUUGUGAGUUUUUUGCCUUCGGAGUGUUCAUUUUUGGAAUGGCUUCUCUUAAUACCAUGGGAAUUAUUGCAAUCAGCCGAUAUUUCCGCAUUGUUAAAUCAAACAAGUAUAUUGUCCUUUUUAAAAAGAACCGUACUCUGAUGUACAUCGCCACUGUAUGGUUCAUAGCCUUGUUGGGAUCUGUGCCUCCAUUGUUCUUCGAUAAAGAAUCAGGAUUUGAAUUCCAGCCUGGAAAAGCGAUGUGUGCGUAUUCAUUUGAGAGCAAUAUUCCUUUCACGUCCUUCACUGAAUUGUACAUUGGAACCCCUUUCAUAAUCAUUUCAGUCUGUUACGUCAAAGUAUUCUGUGCAGUAUCACGCGCAAAUCGCGUCUUCUCGCACCAGAAUAAUUUCCAGCAAAUCCGAGCGAAUGUGGAAGAGGCCAAAGUUACCAAUACGUUGGCAGCAGUCAUGGUUGGAUUUUCAUGUUGUUGGCUACCUGUAUGUGUAAUUGAUAUUACUGACGCCGCGCACGGGAAAAAAAUUCUUCCGCGACAAAUAUACCUCACUUACACUUCGUUAAUCUUCUUGAGCAGUACUAUCAACCCUUUCAUAUAUGGCGUCACGAAUAGGCGAUUCCGACGAGAGUACACAGCUAUCUUAAGUAAGAUUAUAACGCCUUUCCGAAACGGAGACAACUGA
Messenger RNA from Pocillopora verrucosa, 1857 nucleotides. Its product is annotated as melatonin receptor type 1A-like. Gene Ontology annotation, cellular component: plasma membrane. Gene Ontology annotation, biological process: phototransduction; G protein-coupled receptor signaling pathway; cellular response to light stimulus. The record is from RefSeq and is a predicted model, not a curated record. Lineage: Eukaryota; Metazoa; Cnidaria; Anthozoa; Scleractinia; Pocilloporidae. Gene Ontology annotation, molecular function: G protein-coupled photoreceptor activity.